UUUCAGUUACUCACGAUCCUGCCGCGGUGGUGCAUCCGCCGUACGGCGAGUGCAUACCGAGCUACGCAGAACGAUGCAACUGUGUCACUAGGCCGAGUGGCACGUGAUCCUGUCCUUGCACGGUGCUGCUUUCAUCUUCUUGCAUCUUCCACGAAGUUCCGUACGAGUACAUCGAAAAUCGAAUCUACGAAAUCACCCGGCGAUCCUUGAUCCGUACGCGAACGAAAAUCUCGAGAACCAAAAUAUCCUCGCUGAAUUUCGUCCCUCGAAUGUUUAGCCGAAACUCUAGUUAAGCGAAAGUGAAGGGUCAGGUGAUCGACGCGUGUGUGCUCCGACAUAAAAACACCGGCUGGUGUUAAGAAGUGAACCGAAGUGCGUUUACUAUUGUUAGGCGAAACACGUGGCGACGGGAACGUUUAACUGAUUGAUCAUCCUCGUCCGAUCUUAUGAUACUUAUACUGGGAAUAUGGAUAAACGACGAUCCGUCGACGGGAACCUACAGGAACAUGCUUUGCCCAUUCCGGUUCAGAUGUUCCUUUGGCAACAGUUGAGGCCGUUUAUACGUUCGAAAUUAGGCAAGCUGCACGAGGCAAUAUGCACGUUCUGUCAACAUACGCCAGGCCAUCAUGAGACAAAGGAAGCUUGUACGUCUCUCGAAAAGGUGUUGGUUCAAAAUCUUCUCAAUGAUUUGACACCCAGCUUAAAUCAGAUAUUGCGCACUGUGCCACGCUGGCAUUUGAUUCAAGCCGCUCUUCCCUACGUCCUCCAUGCCACAGCUAAUCAUCUUCACAAUAGGAAAGAUUUUCAAACUCUCGGCGCUUUGGAGACAACUCUUCUCUACAUUCUUCACUGGAUACUUCUCGAUGCUGCUGAAGAAUGUGCUGACAAUGAGGCCGACACUGGGAAUCCGUUUUAUUACUUAUUUUCUAUACCCACCAUGACACUAUUCGUCUAUCUCUUUGCACCACUGUGCAAUCAUUUGAAAGAUAUCGAUUUUAAAACAAACUUACGGUUGGAGAAUGGCUUGAAAAUAUGGACGGCCUUAUGCGAGUGUCGACACCCAGAUACACCUUGCUUUACCACUCAUUGCCGAAUUAAGCCACAAGCUCUGUGGAAUCGGUCUUUCAAAUCUUCCAAGCAACAUCAGAUCUCUGACGAUGUAUUUGUGGGAGGAAAUGUUGAAAGUCCACCCAGUGAAUCGGUUAGUCAGUUUUCGGACCAAAGUGUUGAAAAAACUCUAUCAACAAAACAACCAGAUGAUGAUAACACUUGGGUAUCGUCACCGAAGGAGACUAUAUUUCCCGAAACUAUUCCCGAAGAAAGUUCUGGUGCAGAGGAUGAGCAUGUGGUUAUCUUCAGAUUGCCAUCGCUCAGUGAAUCGGAAAAAGCACUCGACGGGGGUCAGACCAAUAUAUUUCAUGUAGCUAUGGGUCAAACGAAUGAUUUCUCCAAAUCAACAUUAACGAUAGAACAAGUCACGGCGAUUUCGGGACUGGACACCUGCAAACAGUUUCAAGAAAAAUCUAUAAGCAUAGGAAUUGCAGAUAGAGAUAAAGAAAAGACAGAUAAGCAUCAUAAAUCGGAGAAAGAAGCUCAAGAUACGUCGAAAACGAAAGUAUCGGGGACACAAAAAGUAGGUCCCAGUGAUUCUAGUGCCGCAGGACUCACAUGUAGUGUUGCCAUUGAUACGGACAUCCGAGCUGCCACUUUUCUUGACGUAGCUGUUCUGAGGUGCCUUUUUGUUCCUCAAUGGCAGGAGGAAGGAGUCCAUUGGGCUCUACAAUUUUUAUAUCAUCGAUUACGUAUGAUCAACGAAGAAACAUCAGUCCAACAGAUGCCACGUCGUCGUAGCAAUUCCUUACCCAUUCCAAAAAUUGAGGUAUCGAUUUACCAGAGUCCUGAAAGUAAAAAGAAAGAUGUGCCUAAAGAUUUGAUGGAAAUACCAGAGGUUCGAGAAGUGUCUGUAUUAACCGGUCAUGAAAACGAGUCAAAUCACACGAGACGAGCCAGUGAAAAGAAGAAAAGAAUGAAAAUGGCUGAUCUAAAGGCAUUUGUUGAAACAAAAUUGUUAUCCAAGUCAGAGAAGGCACUUGAGAAAAUUGGUCAAGAGGAGCCGAAAAUGCUGUUUGAACAGGAUACCCAUAGAAGUCUUGAUACAGGGGAUGAUCAUUUAACGAGACCCACAUCGACAGCUUCGAAAAUCUUCGAAGCAAAGGAUGUUGAUCACAUUAAACACCCUACCAAUUUAGUAAAAGGAAAGAGCAUGCCGAGCUUAAGCUGCUUGAUUAACGAGCUGACCGCGGGAGGGUACAUCGGCGACACUCGUAUUGAGAGGAAGCAAAGUCGGUUUUAUAGUCAAUCAUACACCGCCCCGAAUCCUAUCAUCACCGUCACGGAACACACACCCACUCCAUCCCCGGAUUACAUGAAGCGACAGGCAUCGAUCGACAGUCAAUUAGACGUAAUCAGUAUGCGUGGUAGUCGUUUAGAUUCCGAAAGAAAACCUAGCCUUACACGAUCACAGACAGACUCUAAUAUCACUUAUGGUAGCGACGAAGUUCCGGAAGCACCCGGGUCUUCCUGUUACAUCACCAAGGAAGGUGAUAUCGACCUACACGUAGUUCUAAAGGCUGUGCGCUCCGUUGCGAUGCGGGAUAGCAACUGCUGCACCUUGCGAGUGUGCGAGAAUAUUUUAAAUUUGGUGGAGCUUUUAAUGGAUAUGGGAGUAAUGAAACAGUGUCUUCGUGAAGAGAUGACGGGCAGUAUUGCAGAUUCGACAACGGUGAUAGAAAAGUUAGAAGGUGGAAAGAAGAAAGAGUCCUCCGAAAACGAGCAAGAAUCACGACAAAAUGCGACAAACAAGAAUAAAUCCUUAUCUCACAGUCUUCUUAUGAGUUGCGUGAUCAGAGUAGUGAAACACUUAGGCUGUCCUCACAGCUGCUCGGAAGGGAUACGCGGACCCCAUGCAGAUUUUUGCCGUUCGCAAGCACAAACGAUCCUUAGCAAGUUGCACCGGGCCAGUUCGAAGCAGUUUUCACGAUUCCUGAGAACAAUGGUGCGGGAACAACCAAUACCAGAAAUUUUGGAAUUCUUUCACGCAUUCAUUGGAUUCUGCGUGGAUCCAUGUUCGUUGCUAUCUCCACUUAAUCAAAAACGGGGAUCAAGCAAGUCCCCGGAAGUUGGCUCGCAAGCUGGAUAUGUAACGAAUUAUGGAACGAAUUUGAUGGGAACUUCGAUGGUUAUAGGAGGUACACUCGGUAAUUCGAAUGUAAGUGGCACGGGAACUAUGACGACCGCAGCUUCUACGAACAUUGCCGCGACUUACGCUGCCGGCUGUCACAAUACGCGUGGCAUAGAGGGUCACAUUUUUAAUUGCGUUUUCAAACCGCUGGUCUCGCGUUUCGUCAAAUCGCUGAAGGAAUUGAAGUCCCAGGAAAAUAUAAGUUUAUACUGUGAUCUUCGCCAAUUUAUGGCUUAUGUGAAAGAAGUCCAUUGCGGCAUUUUCCGCCGCGUCAUAUUAAGCGGGAUCAUCGACUCCGCGGAUCGACCUAAUAAACGGUGUAACAGCAAUGUUCAAACGACCCGUGUCAUCAGGCAUAUACAUCAAUCAGAUUUGGAAGAACACGCGGACAUUGGUGGUGAUGCAUGCUAUACUGUAGACGACAGAGGAAGUCGAAAGUUUCUUUUCAAGAAAAGAAGCACAUCUUCGACAUGUGCAAGUCUUCUUGAAACAGAACUCAGCGAAGAGAAUGCGAAAGUCAGCCAGAGUCCUUUAGUGAAUUUAAGAAAGAAACAAUACAUACUCACCCCAAGACAAAGCGAACGCAAUUUAGGAAUAGAAUCACUAGGUUCUGGUAAAGUUCGAAAAUCGACCCGUUUUCAAAUUGGUGGCAUGGUCAACUGUUUUCGUAAAGAAAAUGGCAGAACCGAUUCUACCGAUAGUCACGAAAGCAGUGAAUCACCGACAGAUGGUAGUUUUGUUAGGCAACCUAGUUUUCAUUAUGGUCAUUAUCGUAGUGCAUCUGCAUCAGGACACAGCGUCGGUUCAACUUUCCAAAAGGCAAUACGUCGAAUGAAAAAUCCUUUAACGAAAAUCGGUUUUGGAAAGAGUAAAAAGAAAGAGAGUUUAGAAGAGGCACCUGGGAGCUAUUUCAGUAGAAGAAACUCUUUGGAAUCCGGCGAAGCAUCAAGAGAAUCUGAAUUUGUUGUUUUGAAAGAGAGGAGAUUGGUACCUCGUAAUGCUGUCCAUGAUGGGAUGCUAAGAUUCUCAUUCUUGCUAGAAACUUGCCAACCGGGUUCAGUUCCCGACCACUACCUAAUGGCGGCCAUUUUAGACCUCCCAUAUGCACCUGUAGUGGCGCGUGCAUGUCUAUUGCUAGAGUGUGCACAUUUUGUUCAUCUGUGCAAUAAGGGUCAAUGGCCAACUUGGAUGAAAUUAAAUUUCCCGAUGUUUCGUCCAUCGGUGCCCAUGAAUAGCCAAAAUACGUCCACAGUCGUAACGAGAUUACACGUGACGCAGCGUACUGCUGGGAAACUAUUUUACCAGUGGGCAGAGGCAAUUGGUGCACGUCUAGAAGAGCUAUUAUUAGAGGAUAAGCAGAAUAUGGAUCAAGUAACAGCGAUGAUCUCUGACGAAAGCAAACAGAGAGACUUAAUUAUUGAAGAUGAAGAAGAAGAUUUUCUUGACGAAGCAAGUAUAAACGCUUACGGAUCUCAGUGUCCAAUCGCGCUACGUCUCGUUGCCUGCAUUCUACUAUUGGAAGUGACCGCGUUUUUACGGGAAACUUAUCAAACCUUGCCAAAAUUUAAUGAACUUUUAACGAAAGAACAUCCGCAACCCAGAGAAACAAUUCGACGAUGGAGCAUGGCACUUUCGUCGAUGGGUCAUUCUCAAACGUCAGCUCAAAGCCUCCAGUCGAUAGUCGCAGAACGCAAAAUUAGUUUUGUUGUUUGCGAACCUGAUAACCAAUCAGAUGGUAGUAGCAAAUCGACUGUUACAAUUCAAGGGGAGGAUUUCCAGAAUGCUGAAAAGGAGAAGGCAAAGCGCGUACAACCACCGCAAGGUCGGCCAUUUCUUCUUCGCCGCGAUACCACGGAUAAUACGACCGGUUCGUUUAAGAAAAGAAGUUUGAAACUUCGCCGCGACACCAAGGAGGGCAAAGACACCGAAUGUGAAGCAUUUGCAGUGAAACGAGCUGAUUCCAUCCAAUCGAAGAGGAAAGUGAGCUCGUUGUCAGACAGAAGUGACACAUCCGAACCUGGUUUUUGUGGUGAAAUUAGUGGCGAAGAAUCUCCAGGAAUACUCAUUGAUGAUCAACCACCAGAGAGUCCCAGCGACAGUAAUGAAACAGACGAAACUAAUAAAAACUUUCCGUGGAUGAAAGUUCUAGUUCAAUUCGCAAACUCCUUGAAUUUCUAUUGUACUCAUCAGAACUAUUGCCACCCGUAUUGCCAUCGGCGUCAAAUGCGAGCUAGCAGUAGGUUAAUCAAGUCUGUAAGAAAGAUUUAUGGAGAAAAGUUUGGAAUUCUGAAUGGUACAGGAAUCUUCGACUUCGACACUGAAAAGAAAGAUGCCAAUAAAAAGGAAAAGCGCAGUCGCAAGGUAUCGGAGCAAACCAGCACUCAAGUAUCACCUGUGCGGAGAAAGGACAGCGUAGGAAAAAAAUACAAAAUCGAUAAGAACAUAGACGGUUCCCAAUCCGGCCGGUUAACGCAGCGGGACUCUUCGAAGGAUCUAGCGGAUCAAGAUUCUGAGAAGGGGAAAGAGUGUCUGACGAAAUCCGGAAAAGAAGACUCGGAGAAAGAGAAUCCAGCAAUUUUAAAGUACAUCAAGUCUCAAGUGAAGGACGUGUUCCACGCACCGUUGGCCACUUUGGUGAAAGGGGCGGUGGUGAUGACGGAGGAAUUAUUCAUCGACGUGUUGCCUGUCGCAUGGGAGCUGUUGUUAGAGUCGAAUCAAGAGGUCGCCGCAUCUGCUGCGUCCCUUUUCAUAGUUGGAGCUGUGCGGGCUCCCAACCAAGCGAGCGAGCUGAUGCACCACGGCCUUCAACACAGCCUGACGAGCGUUCGAAUAAACGCGAUCUUACGCUUCCAAGUCCUCUGGAAGCUACGGUAUCAAGUAUGGCCUCGAAUGGAAGAGAACGCCCACCUCACAUUCAAAGUCCCACCGCCUGGCAUAGAAUUCACUUUGCCUUCACCAAAGAUCGGUAUCGAGUCCUUGCCUGUUGUCGAUCCACCCUGGAUGCCGCAGGUGAAGACGAAGGUAGAGGAAGUGACUAUCAAUCAGGAGCACCAUAGGUCUCUGGUGACGGCAACGAAAACUCGUAAGAAGCAGCAAACUGAACUCAUAAAAAAGGCUUUACAGGCGCAAGACGAUAAGAAACGCGAAGAGAGGGAGAACUUUUUGAUCACGACUAUACCGAUUACCGUGCAAGCCGCGUACGAACCUAGCCCUGUUGGGGAUGACCACGAUGAAGGAAACGUCGGGGACGAAGAUGGAGGUGAAACAAUAGCACGGAAUACAUCUCACCACAGUCAAUCUGCACCCUCGUUGUUCCCCUCUUCCCUAUGUUCUGCAAUCGUCCAAAUUAUUCAUCUACUCGAUGAUGCUGCUGUUUCUGAUGAUGGGAGUGCAGUUUACGAAGUCGCGUAUCAGGUGAUCUGGAAUUGUUUGGUGGAAGAUAGUGCACUGUUUCUCCGCUACGUUUUGGAACGUCUUACAAGAGACAAGCAGGAACUCAUGUUUAAAAUUUUAAGACACUUGAUUCGUUUCGUGCCGAAGUUGCCGCAACAAGCUGCCUUUGCCUUAUACAACUAUAUCAUUGGAUACGUAAUGUUUUAUGUGCGCUCCACCCACGAAGAAGGUCAAAAAUUAAUAGGAACUGCACUAUCUAUAUUAUGGAUGGUGGUACACAGUGUACACGGAAUAAUGUUUAAAGAUCUAAAGCAAAUAUUACGGAAAGAACAGUGUGAUGCAUCGAUUUUAUUAACUGCGAAUGUUCCAUCAGCAAAGAGAAUUGUUGUUCACGGUCCCCAAGACCCGGACGCGGGAGGAAUUCCGUCGCAAUUCCCAGUACAAGAAGAUACGCAAUUUUGUCAAAUACUUCGUGAAUCCUUAAACUUUUUUGGCAUAGAAGAAUCGAAACAGCGCGAGUACUUCCUUGUCGACUAUAAAACACAUCAAAUUCGCAAUCCAUCAUCGUAUGUUCGAGACUAUUAUUUUUUUAAGGGUAGAUCCCAAUUUUCUGAAAUCGAAUUGGUUCAUAUGAAACCAGAAGAUGCAUACAAUGCUUUACAACGGCAGGAAUUGGUUCACAAAUUUGUUGAAAUUGGAAAAGUUCUGUUGACUUGGGCGAUAUUAAAAAAUGUUGACAUGGUAGUGCAAAGGGUUGUCUUUCUGCAUGAAGAAUUGAUGAAGUUGCCAUCAUUCCCGCGGAGAGCCCUCGAAGCAGAUUUGGACUUGUAUAAAGGUGGUGAAAUCGGCAGAGAACUCCUUGGCUUGGACGUAAUGCACAAAUUUAUGUGGGUGAAAUUAAUCGCCAGAAUGUUUGAGGCAAUGGCGGGCAACUUCGCUUACUCAGGAGACAUUCAUUUAUUCUUAAACGUUUUAAACGGCGCAAUAAUUCUUCACAGCGAAGAUUCUUGCAUUCUGCGUUACGUUGUCGCAACGUACAUAAACGCAGCACACAAUUUCAAAAAUAUUUUUUCAACCAACGGAUACUUACUAAUUAUACCGACGCUGCUGCAAUUAUAUGCAACCCAUCAAACGAACAAACUAGUAACAACCACUGUGGAGUACGCCGUUAAACAAUUUUAUCUCAUGAAUCGAAAGCCAUUUAUCCUUCAAAUGUUCGGUAGUGUUUCAACGAUACUAGACACAGAUGAAAUUAGUGUUCACGGAGAAGCACACAAGGUUCCAGCUACGUGUUUAUUCAAUUUGUUACUAAGCUUGGAAACUCCAUCACCGGAUCCUUUAAACAUAGACGAGUUGGUGAAAGAGGAAAAGCCUUUAAAAGCUAUUGACUUUUGUUAUCACGAUGAAAAUGAAAUGGUCAAUGUUUUAGAUUGCAUAUCUCUUUGUGUAAUGGUGAUAGCAUAUGCACCUGAUUCUGUCAGAGGGCAACAAAUGUUGAUUAUAUUGGAAGCAAUACUACCGUGUUACGUUCAACAAAUUCAAUCUCCAACUUACAAUAAAGACGGGAAAACUGAAAAAGAAAUAAUAGAUCAACUGGCUAUAGCUGUUAAGACUUUGGUUAAUAAUUCAGAGGCACUUACGAAAUAUUAUAACGGACCGCAAAAAUCAAGUCCUGAACACAAAGGAUCCAGUCAAAGAAAUUACGGCAAGGUCCCGUAUUCACCCGGUUUUGAUUUCGAAGAUGAGACUCAUAAUACAAAAUACAUGGAGCACUCUAAAAUUAAAACCUUCUAUGAUCGAGAUCUUGAGGAUGCAGAAAAUUGCCAUAAAAAUGAAUUUCGCCGACCACGUGAUACGCUUUUAAACAUGGUAGGAGAUUUUGUAGCUCGGUGCUCGGCUCGUUUGAUUGAAUUGAAUAAAAAAUCUCAAGAUGGAAAGAUGAUCGAGUUAUUAGAUUCGAAAUGUCACAUACGAUUAGCAGACAUUGCGCAUAGUCUAUUGAAGAUAUCCCCGUACGAUCCGGGAACAAUGGGAUGCCGUGGCUUAAGAAGAUACAUGAACGAUAUUUUACCAUCAACCGAGUGGUCCAAUGACGAUAUGAGACCUGCACUAACUAUGAUUUUGAGAAGGUUGGACAAAACUUUUAGCAAAAUACACAAAAAAGCCUCGAUUAGAAGAAAUACAGAUUGGACUGCUGCGAGUGAUCUCUUGAAAGGGGUUUAUGAAACGUUAUCCAGAUGUCCCUAUAUUGCGCAUUUUCAAUAUUUAAAAACAUUACUGAGUACCUGCCAGUCGUUAAUUAUUGGAGACACGCCUGUGGAAGAUUCAACUUCAGCAUCUCCAGCUGCUUCCAUGAACAAACUUCCGCCGCAACAUUUUUGCUCGACAGUACUUCGACUGAUAGCUCUUCAUGUUAUAUCCCUCGGUGAAGGAUACUCUCUCGAAACUGUGUGUGGCGGCCACUCUAUAUUUGCAUCUCAACCUCGAACAGAAAACACGUUACUUAACUUAUUGAUACCGUUAUUCUUACGCGUGGGAACUGGAAGAAAAGAUGUACAAAAGUUAAGGCAAACGGAUAUAAAUUUUGCUCUAACUGCAGUAUUGAACACACUGUGGCCACCAACCACGAAGUCAGUUCCAGUGACCGCCCAAAAUUUGAAAACCACAACAGAUAUGAGAACGGGUAGUUUAACAUUUGUAGCACGAGAUUCAAAGACUUUAACGAAAACGUCGUUGACGUUAUAUCAAGUGGCCUUUUUAGCUUUGAAAAUUAUGACUAUAUGCUUCGAAACCGAAUUAAAAACGGAAUGGCCGAAAAUUUUACGCAUAAUGCGGCUAUUGAAUAAGCGAAACGAAGCUUCCACUUAUCUUUGGAAUUUUAUAGAAUUUGUAGUGACUCAUCGAACCGCAUUGUACAUUCAAAUGCUUCCGUUUACCGUGCAUAAAAUCGGCCAAGCACCAAUUUCGGAACACGAGAGAAAUAUGCAAAGUACCAUACGCGCAAAAAUUAAUGGAGAUACUAAAACAGUGCCAAAAUCUCGCAGUACUCUUUUGACUGACCUCAUACAUGAACUGAAAGAUCUUAAAGAAGAAAUAGAAGAUCGGAGAUUCGACGAAAUGCAACCAGAACCAAAGAGAAGCCUAGCAGACAUGCACUCUACCAACGAAGGACAACCUCGGACUCAAAGGCCAUCAUUAUUAAUGGAUCUUUUAACCGGAGAUCAUGGAUCCAGAGUUCAUACGAAUCGUACGCCCGCAGAAACUCCGAUUUCUCAUGCUACGGUUCCCCAGUCUGCCCCUCAUUCAACCCUUCAAUCAAAUUCGAGCAGUACCAUUAAAGUAACUCAACCGAGUCAAGUAUCAGCACCACCAAAUGGUAUACAUACUACACGAGGAUCGAUUUCUAGCACAAGCGUGGGCUCGUCCACUCUUCGCGAAGCCAGCGACGUCGGUACUACCGAGCAACACACAGAACAACUGCCCGUCACAGUGAUUGCAAGACGUUUACCACAGUUGGAUCGAGCCAUUGUCUACAGGACACUGCGACGGAAUUUUCAACGUUUUCGCGAUACCCUUUUCUUUCUGUCUACAACGUUUUUCAACAUUAUGUAACCGAGGGUGCAUUGCUUCAUUUCAUUUCCGUCAAUAGCGAGGCUUGCGAGAUAAUCUUUUGUUUCAAAUAUAACUUUUUCGUUUCAUCGAGUCAAACGUUAAGAUUAGCUUUAACCCUUUAUAGGAGAAAAUUUCAGAGACAAACAAACAAUUCUUUAUUAACUUGAACAUUCCUAAUUUACGAAAUUAAAUUUAUCAUUUUCUAUUUAAUAAAUAUUUCCUUUUACCAUUUGCAAAUUUUUAAUACCAUUUUGGUUUAUUUUGAUUCAGAAAUUGAAAUUUACGCAUGAAAAAUUGAAAAUUCUUGGAAGAUACAAUGUUUACGUUCGGAACUAUAAGGGGUUAAUUCAGUUUGCAUCGCUUGUAUAGUUUUCUUUUUCACUUUCCAUUGUUCGGGGCUUCCUGUUCGAUCUUAUAUUGACACAUUGAUCAUUGCGUUGCUUUCAUUGCUAGCUAGGGAACGGAGGUAAGCGGAUUCUAUUAGUAAACACUGACAAAAUCUAUGAUAAACGUCCCGCUGGUGUGUUCCCUUAUCAUUAAACUACGGAUGUUUAUGCACGUAAUACGCACAAAAAAUAUUCAUUAUAUAAAACUAUUUUUCUAUACAUUAAAUUGUUCACAAUUGAUAUUUAUUUUUAGUAGUUUUACUUUUUGAUAUACAUUUUUCAAUCGUACAUGUUUCAAAGGGUCUCCAUGUUUCGAGGUGCAUAAUCAGAACAAGUAAUGCUUCAUAAAUUCAGGAUUCUCACUUAAAACUACAUUUUCAUUUGAACUCAUCUUUUAAUAAACAUUAGGUAUACACUAGUCCAUAGAGAUAUUUAUAAUGGAAAUGUCGUGCUCGCCAAAUAGUAGAUAUUUUGAAAUUUUCGUACGAUUAGAAUACAUGUGAGAAUUGUGUGUACACAUUUCAUUGAAAUCGAAUAACAGAUCUGAAAUAUUCAUUUCUAUUACAAAUAGUACAUAAAUUUUAAAUACUUUCGUGCACCAGUGUAUCUAAAGAAACUUAGAGAUCUUAUUUAUCUCUCCAUCAUUGUAAAUGCAUUUCACCGUAUACAUUAGAACAAUAUGAUAAUCUGACCACUUUGUCAAAAUUUGAAAUACUACAAUUUAAAUCAAAUAUCAACUAAAAUUUUCAGCUACAAUGUUACAAUUUCUUAUUCCAUUCAAGAUAUUCCUGUGUGCCUUCUCUCAACUUCGUUUGAAUCAGAUAUUUAUAAACAGGUAGAAGAUAUAUCAUGAUGUGUAUAUUAAUAUUGUAAUUACAGUUGAGGAAUUUAUUUAAAGACGAAAUGAAAUUUAUAGGAUGCAAACACACAAGAUGCAGUAUUUAAUACUAUAUUCUUCUAUACAUAUAUUCCCAAAUAAAAAAUUCUAAAACCUACAAAAUAAAAAUCAUAUACUUCUGAUUCUUUAAUAACAAAACAAAAUUCUGUCGAAAUUUCACAUAUUUCUCUGUAUUCUAUAAAAUUGUAUACAUGCAUGAACAUCCGCAGUCUACUUAUUACGCUUCUCCGUAUCUCGUAUAUAAUUUUGUCAUAUCUUUGUUCACUAUUCUUCCCCUUUCUGUGUCUCUCUCGUUCACACUUGCUGCUGUUUUAUUAUUAUUUCCGUGAACAGAGAUUCAUUACAUUUUUCAAGUGUAUAUUCAAACAUGUUAAUAUGAUAUAAUUUAAUUGUGCCUUAUUAUUUAGUAUCUACAAGUAAACCACUUUUAAAAAUAACAAUACACUGUUUGGAGUAAUUGGGGUUUAUUUAUGCUUAUAAUAUACGUUCAUUAUUAUUAUUAUUGUCAUUCUCAUUGUACAAUGUUUUCUUAUUAACCCCUUGUCUUAUGAUUUAUUUCUCUGCUAUGAUCGAUAUAAUUGUUUUAU
Molecule: messenger RNA, 12117 nt
Organism: Nomia melanderi (Alkali bee)
Lineage: Eukaryota; Metazoa; Arthropoda; Insecta; Hymenoptera; Halictidae
Gene: unc80
Product: unc80, NALCN channel complex subunit
Biological process (GO): monoatomic cation homeostasis
Cellular component (GO): axon; cation channel complex
Molecular function (GO): monoatomic cation channel activity
Source: RefSeq, a predicted model, not a curated record